AUGACAGGUGCAUCAUUGAAAUUUCAAGCUCCAAACCAUUUGGAGAUAUUGAUACUGGAAGAUUGUAAUCAGUUAUCUGCAAUUGAGACAUUCAGUAAACUGAAGAAGUUGAAGUCCUUGAAUUUGAGAAAAUGCAAAGGAGUCAAGAAGUUGCCCCAAGAGCUGCAUCGUAUGGAAUCUUUGACGGAACUUCUGAUUGAUGGAACUGACAUCAGAAAAAUUAAUAUCCUGAAUGAUUCUUUGAAGAAGCUUGAAAAUCUUAGUGCUUGCGGCUGUAAAAAGUUGGAAGAUAUAUCCCCAAUUGGCCACCUAACGAAACUCAAAAGUCUUGCUCUGGAUGAUGCUACUAAUUGGUGUCCGGGAGCUUUUAAAUUUCCUCCAGAUCUUCGAAGACUUUCCUUAAGGAAUUGUGGGAAGUUCUUUGAACUUUCACCUUCCAUCGGGGAGCUAAAGAAGCUGGAGGUAAUGGACCUUUCAGGUACUAAAAUUACAGAACUACCAGAGUCAGUCAAGGAGUUGGAAAAUUUGAAGACGCUAAAGAUGGCACGCACUAACCUACAAAAUUUUCCUAAGGAUAUUGUAAACUUAAAGAACCUGGAGGAGAUAGAUUUCUCUUUCUGCAUAAAUUUGGAGGGCAACAUUCAUUGCUAUAUUUCAGGACUAUCCUCUUUGAGAUUUUUGAGAUUAACAUCAUCCAGUGUGGCUGGGCUGUCUAGGAGCAUUGGCCGUCUCUGUCACCGCCUACAAGCCCUUGACAUACUUGAAUGCAACCAACUUCACGAACUACCAAAGUUGCCCUCCAGUUUACUUAGUCUCCGCUGGGGAUCCAAAAUUAUGACAGUCACCGAUUUGUCAUAUCUGACAUUUCUAAAAGAGCUCUGCUUGAGAGAUGCUGAGCAGCCAAAAGCGGGGUUAUUGAGUCAAGAGACCCUAGAUAUAAAGUGGAUCACGAGAUUAACAAGUCUAGAGACCUUGGAAUUGUCUCUUCGAAAUGUCUCCGAUCUCCCUGGGAAUUUUAGUGACCUUACUCAGCUCCGGGAACUCUCUUUAUCCUACAUGAAGGAGCUAGACCUCACACAACUUCCCUCGUCCUCAAGCUUAUGGACCCUGCGUCUCAAACACUGCAAGAUUCCAGAGCCAAAAUUUUCUGGUCUGAAAUAUCUGUCAGAACUCGAACUAGAGUACUGCGAUCUAGCAGAGACUGAUGGUCUUGAAGAUUUAACGCUUUUGGAACUCCUGAAAAUUUCUCAUUGCAACGGUAUAACAAACCUUAAUGGGCUCAAAGAUUUACCUCGUCUCAGGAAGGUGGAAGGUAUCUUUUCUGUUCGUCCCAGUUUACCAAUAUUCUCCCAUCCUGUUGAAUUGGACAUAUGCGAAAAUUUAGAGCUUUCGCCAGUCCUGAAUAUUAUUCGAGGCAGCGGUAUAACAAACCUUAAUGAGCUCAAAGAUGUUAACCAGCCGAAGGAUGGAGUCGAAGCUGCCAUCAAGAGCAUGGAGAAAAUGAAAGAUGAAGCUGGACAGCAAACAGUCGACAUGGAAGCCUCGGAUAGGAAUUAUGCAAUUGCAGCUGUUCAGAAUGUGGUUGGAAUUGAUGAUCGUGCAAAACAAAUCAUCGACUUAAUGGAGAUAGAAGUCAACGAUGAGGUGCGCAUUAUUGGAAUCUAUGGAACCGAUGGAAUUGGCAAGACGACUCUCGCGAAGGCUGUAUACGACCAGAUCUCUUCUUGUUUCGACAGUUGUAGCUUUCUUGCAGAGGUCGAAGGAACCACACAAAGUUCUGCUGGAAUUCAGCUGCAAAAUAAGUUGAUACGAGAUAUCCUUGAACGAGAUCAUGAAGAUCCUUCUUUUGAUGAAAGAAUAGAAGAUUUCGUGGAUAUAUUUCGUGAAAUGAAAGUUCUAGUAGUUGUCGAUGCCGUGGAAAAGCCAUCCGAUCUUCAUGCUAUUGUAGGAGACCCGAUUCUUUGCUUUGGUCCAGGUAGUCGAAUAAUUGUGACUUCUCAAAAUAAGGAAAUUCUCAAAGGGUAUGAUCCCCAGAAGGUUUGUAACUACAUGGUUAGUGAGUUGGACGAUGGUCAAGCUUUUGAAAGUUUCUGCAAGCAUGCAUUCAGGAUGCAAUCUUCCAUACCUGAUUAUGAUGGACUCUCAAACCGCAUUGUCAAUGCUACAGAGAAACUACCAUUAGCAGUUGAAGUUGUCGGUUCAUUUUUGCGGGGUAAAUCAAUACAAGAAUGGAAAAAGAUGGAGAAGUCAAUGGAAGAACGUUCGACUAGUUCUCAAAAGACGACAGUUGGCCUUGAAGAAAUACUGGAUAUAUGUUACAAAGAAUUAGAUCAACAGCAAAAAGAUAUAUUUCUGGACAUAGCAUGUUUUAUCUCUGGUGUGGAUGCCCGAAUUGCUUCAUAUAUGUGGCCCAAUUGCUAUCUUCCAUCUUCCGGUUGCAUUCUAAUGCCCCUGGCAAAAAUUGGAGAAAACAAUGAAUUGCAGAUGCACAGAUUGCUGAGACGCCGUGGCAAAGAUAUGUUUGAGCAAGAGAUAUCUGGAGAUUCAAUUGGGAGAAAAUUUUACAUACAGGAGAAGGGAAAGGAAGACGUUGAAGCUCCCCACAUUAACUUCACAGCUCAAAAUUUGCAGAUGAUGCCAGAACUAAGGAUUCUCAAGUUGGAUAAUGUCAAAGUUUCUGGAAAGUUUGAAGGUGCAUUUGCUAGUUUAAGGUGGCUCUGUUGGCAAAGGUGUCCUUUGGAUUUUAGUGCAGAAAAUUUUGUGUUAACAGAGUUGGUCAUUCUUGAUCUGUCAUGGUGCAAACUCACGGAAGACUGGAGAGGUUGGAGUGAUAUCAAGAUGGAGAAAUUGAAAGUCUUGAAUCUUACUGGGUGUUCUGACUUACUGCUCACUCCUGACUUCUCUGGUUACAAAGAUUUGGAAAUCUUGAUUCUUGAACGAUGUUCUCAUUUGGUGAAGCUAGAUCCUUCAAUUGGCAAUUUGAAACGUUUAGUUUCCCUGAAUUUGAAGUUCUGCUCCCAAUUGAACAGGUUGCCAGUGGAACUAGGUUGUACGACAGCUCUGAAAGAGCUCUUUAUUGACGGGACUUCCGUGCGGCAGAUCCCCAUCUCCAUAGGCAAUUUGAAGCAACUCGAAAUUCUCAGUGGCUUGAAGUGCUUCCCAUUGACUCACCUGCCCAGUUCGAUUUGUUAUCUGGCUGCUCUCUCCGAUCUCUCAUUAGAAGGUGCCAAAAUUUCUGAGCUCCCGAGCUUAGUGGGAGAGCUGCUUAAGCUAAGACGCUUGUCAUUGAGGGAUUGCCUUUGUCUGGAGAAACUUCCAUAUUCUAUAGGUGAAAUGGGGUCAUUAGAGGAGUUGGAUAUAUCGGCGACUAGUAUCUCUGAACUCCCCGAUUCAAUAAGAAAUCUGAAAAGCUUGAGAGUCCUGAGAAUGGACUCAUCUCUCAUUCGAGCAUUACCUGGGGAGAUUGGGAAUCUGACCAAGCUCGAAGAACUACAUGCUUCCUGGUGUCGGAGUUUGAAGGGGCCCAUUCCCUGUGAUAUUGGGGAACUGCAUCGUCUGAGAUCAUUGACGCUGGGGCAUUCCAGUAUAUCUAACCUACCCCCUGAACUAUCCACCAUCUCGGGUCUUCACACCCUGGAUUUAAUUCAGUGCAAUGAAAUUGAAGAGUUGCCGAAGCUUCCCCCUUCUCUAAUUUGUCUCCGUGUGAGUUCUAAAAGGAUGAAAGCCAUACCCCUUCUUGAAGAUAUGAAGGAAUUGGAGGAGCUGUGCCUAAGUGAUGGGGACCCGAAGGCAUCCCAACCUCCGUCCAAACUGCCAAUGCCAGAACCCAACGUGAAACGAAUGAUUGACAAACAAUCCUUCUCAAUAUCGUUUCCUAAACUGAGGAAACUAGAACUUUCUCUUUUGCAAGUUGUCAAGCUGAAGUUUGGGCUGACAGAUAUUCCUCCCCUCAAAAGGCUCAAAACGCUUAACCUUCCUGGUUUGAGCCGUAGAGAUGUAUCUGAGCUUCCCAAGAAGCUGUUAGCGUUCAAGCUCUACCACUCUGCGAUAGAAGAGAUUGAAGGGCUUGAAGGGCUUGAAGCCCUGAAGAGGCUAGAUAUAUCAAACUGCACAAUACAAAAUCUCAAUGGGAUUGGCCAGAUAACCUCACUGAGGAGUUUGAUUUUAUCUGACUGUGAUGACCUCAGUUUACCUGAUCUUUCAAACUUGAAGUCGCUGAAAGUUUUAGAGAUCAGACGAUGCAAAAUGAUCCAUCAAAUUGAAGGCCUAGAAAAAUUGACGUCUCUGGAAAAGCUGAAUAUCAGCGAAUGUCCGGCUGAGAACUCGGUGCAAGUACAGAAUAUGAUUAAGGAUGUAAGGGCACGAUCAGUCGAAAAACAGGGGCAUGGGGACUUCAUCAAACAAGGUGCGACAUCUUCGAAGCGUAACAGAGAGGAGAUUCUUCUGGAUGCAUCAAAUAAGAGGAUGAAGAAAGUGGAAGAUAAAGCUAGAGAGCGACCAGCAGACGUGGCAACCUCAGAUAGGAAUUAUUAUGCGAUUGCAGCCGUUCAGAAUGUAGUUGGAAUUGAUGAUCGUGCAAAACAAAUCACCGACUUACUGGAGAUGGAAGUCAAUGAUGAGGUGCGCAUUAUUGGAAUCUGUGGAACUGAUGGAAUUGGCAAGACGACUCUCGCCAAGGCUGUAUACAAACGCAUCUCUUCUUGUUUUGACAGUUGUAGCUUUCUCUCGGAGGUCGAAGAAACCACACAAAAUCCUCACAGUAUUCAGUUUUUGCAAAAGAAGUUGAUACAUGAUAUCCUUGAACGAGAUCGAGAAGAUCUUUCUUUCGAUGAACCAAUAGAAGAUUUCCUGGAUAUAUUUCGUGAAAUGAAAGUUCUAUUAGUUGUCGAUGAUGUGGCAAAGCCAUCUGAUCUUCAUGCAGUUGUAGGAAACCAGCUUGAUUGGUUUGGUCCAGGUAGUCGAAUAAUUGUGACUUCCAAAAAUAGUGGAAUUCUCGAAGAGUUUGAUUCCGACAAGGUUUGUAACUACACGGUUAGUGAGUUGGAUUACGGUCAAGCUUUUGAACUUUUCUGGAAGCAUGCAUUCAGGAUGCAAUCUUCCAUACCUGAUUAUGAUGGACUCUCAAACCGCAUUGUCAAUGCUACAGAGAAACUACCAUUAGCAGUUGAAGUUGUCGGUUCAUUUUUGCGGGGUAAAUCAAUACAAGAAUGGAAAAAGAUGGAGAAGUCAAUGGAAGAACGUUCGACUAGUUCUCAAAAGACGACAGUUGGCCUUGAAGAAAUACUGGAUAUAUGUUACAAAGAAUUAGAUCAACAGCAAAAGAUAUAUUUCUGGACAUAGCAUGUUUUAUCUCUGGUGUGGAUGCCCGAAUUGCUUCAUAUAUGUGGCCCAAUUGUUAUCUAUCCUCUGGUUGCAUUCUGAUGCCCCUUGCAAAAAUUGGAGAAAACAAUGAAUUGCAGAUGCACAAAUUGCUGAGACGCCGUGGCAAAGAUAUGUUUGAGCAAGAGAUAUCUGGAGAUUCAAUUGGGAGAAAAUUUUACAUACAGGAGAA
This is a messenger RNA of Eucalyptus grandis, 5551 nucleotides long. RefSeq lists its product as uncharacterized. NCBI's taxonomy places the organism in Eukaryota, Viridiplantae, Streptophyta, Magnoliopsida, Myrtales, Myrtaceae. The transcript has 6 exons. Bases 1 to 5340 code for a protein of 1779 amino acids. The record is from RefSeq and is a predicted model, not a curated record. Gene Ontology annotation, molecular function: ATP hydrolysis activity; ADP binding. Gene Ontology annotation, biological process: defense response.